ACUCUCAACACACACACACACACACACAAGGGGACACAAAGAGAGACACAAGAGGACAAAACCUGCAGAAGAAGAAGACAGACUGGCAGCCGUCCUCUGGUAAAAGGAGACACCAGAGAGGGACCGGAGCAUCCGUCCUCUUCACUCCAGCAGCAGAAACAGAAACAGAGGAGCUCUGUCUCAUCUCGUGCAUGUGUUUGUUGCUGCCAACUUCAAUUUCACACUCGCCCAGUGUUGUUUUUCCUCGGUUUUGCCCUCUGCACUCCACAGUCAUGAUCCCUUGGCUGCUUGUGCUCCUGUGGAUCUCCGCACACGGGGCGGCGGCCAUGUUUUCCCAGCAGCCCCAGGACCUGGUGGUGGUUGCGGGUCAGCCGGUGACGUUACCGUGCACCAUCCCCGGUUACCACGGCGUCGUGCUGUGGAUCAAAGAUGGCCUGGCACUGGGAGUUGGAAGAGACCUCGCUGGCUACCCUCGCUACACGGUGAUUGGCGACCACGGGUCAGGAGAACAUCAUUUGCGGAUCCAGCGUGUGGAGCUGAUGGAUGACGCUGUGUUUGAGUGCCAGGCCGUCCAGGCCGCCAUGAGGUCCCGUCCCGCCCGCCUCACUGUGCUGGUCCCCCCAGAGGACCCAGUGAUCAGCGGGGGUCCGGUGGUGAGCCUCCGGGCCGGAGACCACCUCAAUCUGACCUGCCAUGCAGACAACGCCAAGCCUGCAGCCUCCAUCGUCUGGAUCCGCAACGGAGAGGUCCUGAAUGGGGCCAUGUACUCCAAGACGUUGCUGCGGGACGGCAGGAGAGAGAGCACGGUGAGCACGCUCUACCUGUCUCCCUCUAACAUCGAGACGGGUCAGCAGAUCAUCUGCAAGGCCUCCAACAAGGCCGUCCCCAACGGCAAGGAGACCAGCGUCACCAUCGACAUCCAGCAUCUCCCACUUGUCAAUCUCUCCGUGGAGCCUCAGCCAGUUCUCGAGGGCAACCUUGUGAAAUUCCACUGCUCUGCAAAGGCCAAUCCUCCCGUCACGCUCUACAGGUGGGCCAAAGGAGGAAGCAUCAUCAAGGAGGUUUCUGGAGACACGUAUGAGGUCAUCGUGGACCAUUCCUUCUUCACCGAACCUGUUUCCUGUGAGGUCACCAACCCGCUGGGCAGCACCAACAUCAGCCGCAACGUCGACGUCUACUUUGGUCCCCGUAUGGCUGCGGAGCCUCAGUCCCUGCAGGUGGACCUCGGAUCAGACGCUGUCUUCAACUGUGCGUGGACAGGAAACCCGUCUCUGACCAUCGUGUGGAUGAAGAGAGGAUCUGGAGUGGUUCUCAGCAACGAGAACCUCCUGACACUGAAGUCGGUGAGGCAGGAGGACGCUGGGAAGUACGUGUGCCGCGCCGUGGUGCCGCGAGUCGGAGCGGGGGAGAAGGAGGUUUCUCUCACCGUCAACGGGCCUCCCACUAUCUCCAGCACCCAGACCCAGCAGGCUCUACACGGAGAGAAAGGACAGAUCAAGUGUUUCAUCCGGAGUACGCCUCCUCCAGACCGCAUCGCGUGGUCGUGGAAGGAGACGGUUCUGGAGUCGGGGACGUCUGGCCGCUACACGGUGGAGACGGUGACCACGGAGGAAGGAGUCAUCUCCACUCUGACCAUGAGCAACAUCGUCCCCGCCGACUUCCAGACCAUCUACAACUGCACCGCCUGGAACAGCUUCGGCUCCGACACCGAGAUCAUUCGGCUGAAGGAACAAGGUGGGAGCCAAGAGUCUCUCCCAGUGGCGGUGAUCAUUGGGAUCGCUGUGGGAGCUUUUGUGGCCCUCAUCGUCCUCAUGGGGACCAUCGGAGCGUUCUGCUGCACUCGCUCCCAGAGAAAGGAAGCGCACCUGGUUAUGCCCUCACUGCCCGUCUCCAUCUGUGCUCACCAGAGAGAACUUGCAAGCAAAAUUAAGACAGAAAAUCUGAAAGGAGUUGUGUCGGCGAAGAACGACAUCCGGGUGGAGAUUGUGCACAAAGACCACAACGCAGCACGAGAAAACGAAGAGCACACCUCCAUGAAACAACUGAUGGUUGAACGAGGAGAGUUCCAGCAGGAGUCGGUUCUGAAGCAGCUGGAGGUUCUACAGGAGGAGGAGAAGGAGUAUCAGCACAUUAAGGACCCUACAAACGGAUACUACAGCGUGAACACCUUCAAGGAGCACCACACCCCCACCAUGACAGGGCCCCAGGCCACGGAGGCCAGGAACCCCACCAGCACGGGGACCCUGGGGAAGCAGCGGGUCCCCACGGGCAUGUCCUUCACCAACAUCUACUCCACGCUGGGCGCCGGCCCCAACCGCCUCUACGACUACAGCCAGCGCUUCGUGCUGGGCAUGGGCAGCAGCUCCAUCGAGCUGUGCGAGCGUGAGUUCCAGCGCGGCUCGCUCAGCGACUCGUCCUCCUUCAUCGACACGCAGUGCGACAGCAGCGUCAGCAGCUACAGCAAGCCGGACGGGUACGUGCAGUUCGACAAGGACAGCAAGGCGUCCGCCUCCUCCUCCUCCCACUACUCCCAGUCCUCCUCGCAGAACUCUGACCUCACCCGGCCGCUGCAGAAGCGCAUGCAGACCCACGUCUGACCACCAGGGGGCGAGAGGGGACGACGAGCAGCCAGGAUUGUAAAAAACUGAGACCGAAUCAGCUCCCAGGAGCCCCGAAGUAACAUGUUACUGCUUCCUCUGCAGCUGAUUGGCUUUAACACACCGUGUGACUUGUUCAGACUUCUAAAUGUCCCAAAAAAAGUGGAUUAAGAAGCCUUAUAUUGCCCAUGUUUAUCAUCAACCACCUACUUUUUUAAGCCCAUAAUCAGAAUUGUGCCACAGAGAGGUUCUUGCCAACACAGAGACAACCCAAGUUUGGUAUUUUUGAACAUUGACGACUGGCUUCCUGAAGUGGAUUGGCUCAUUCAGAGGGUCAGGAAUACUACGACAGCUUUGUGUGACAAUCAGCUCCGUGGCAAAAGACCAUUUCUGCCUUUUUGAAGAUUGUCAUUCAAAAAAAAAAAGAUCUGGGAUUGUUGUUUCGAGUGUUGAAACUCAGCACGAACGUCACGAGUGUGAGCCGACGUCCUGCUGCUCUCUAGUAGUCUGAAGCACAACAAUGAAUGUGCAUGUGUUUUUUUUUUUUUUUUUAGUUGUUAAAGCAAUAACUCUUCCCUCUCCUACCGUUCAAACUCUGUCUGUUGGUGGAACUCGUCUCCUGUGUAGGUGGAAGAAAACUUUCUCCGUGUGCCCACAGACGUCUCCAACCUUCAAACACAACAAAUCUGUUGUUCUCUCUCCUUCCUGCAGCAGCAGAAUCUGGGCCACAGCGCCGGGCAGAUAAAGAAAGAGCGGCUGAUCUCAUUUUAAAUCCCUGAGUCGUUAUUUUACAGUGACACAAAAAGAAUAUCAGUGUACAUACGUGACUGUAAUUUCUUUUCUAGCGUCUAAUUUCCCCUCGUGACGGACUCUAAACCAGACAUGAGCGCCUCCUCUUUGCCUUGAGGCUCUGCUGUGGAAACAAACUUUGACAAAGCGAGAUAGACGUCAGCUCUUGUUGUGUUGAUGUGGAGGAGCUGCAUCCUCCACGGUGCUCCUGCACCAGAUCCAGAUCCAGAUCCAGAUCCAGAUCCAGAUCCAGCUCCGAGGCCUGCAGCAGGACAUCCCACAGACCUGCAACAUGUCUUGCAGCUGUGUGUUGCUCCUCACGCUGCAGAUCAUCAGCCAUAUUCUAGAGAGAACCUGUUGAAUGAGAUGUAAACGUGAUAUUUCAGCUUCUUCUUGUGGUUUCCCAUCUCUGUUGUUGACUCUGGAGCUCUACCAGGCUGUGAUCAGCUGCUCAGCAACGGACACGAAGAGCAAUCUGUGUUUUAUUUUGCUGUUUUUUUUAGCUACUGUGAAGCUGAUGGUGUCACACUAACUCUUUGGUUCUGUUCUGCACUGUGUGUGACAUAUAUGAAGUUGGAUUCUAUUAUUUAAUCACUGACGCUGUUUUAGUUGAGAGUCCAUGCAGUCGUGAUUUAAUGUGCAGCUGCACAAGCGCUCAAACUGUUUGUC
Messenger RNA from Centropristis striata (black sea bass), 4055 nucleotides. RefSeq names its product kirre like nephrin family adhesion molecule 3b (gene kirrel3b). Gene Ontology annotation, molecular function: cell adhesion molecule binding. Bases 192 to 2597 code for a protein of 801 amino acids. Gene Ontology annotation, biological process: cell-cell adhesion; synapse assembly. The record is from RefSeq and is a predicted model, not a curated record. Gene Ontology annotation, cellular component: cell-cell junction. Lineage: Eukaryota; Metazoa; Chordata; Actinopteri; Perciformes; Serranidae. The transcript has 16 exons.